Messenger RNA from Penicillium canescens, 1218 nucleotides. RefSeq lists its product as uncharacterized. The coding region runs from base 1 to 1218 and encodes 405 amino acids. Lineage: Eukaryota; Fungi; Ascomycota; Eurotiomycetes; Eurotiales; Aspergillaceae. The transcript is spliced from 6 exons. The record is from RefSeq and is a predicted model, not a curated record.
AUGUCGGAUACCUCAUAUUUGGGAGGCGCUGGCCUACCGGAUGUCAAUCAAGGAUGGCGCAUUCUCCUAGCGACGGGCAUUACAACAUUCGUGGCAUUAAUACUCGUGCUGGCGCGGUUCUACGUGCGCAUUUUCAUUAUUCGCAAUGUCGGAUGGGACGACUAUACGAUGGCCUUGACUAUGCUCCUGUCCUUGUGCGGAUUUGCGAUCAUUGUCCCAGAGGUACAGUACGGUGCAGGUAGACAUACGGUUUAUGUGGAACAUACCGCAUCCAAAGCAAUGCAUUUAAAUUUUGCGACACAGGCCAUUUACCUCUGGGCCAUUGGCUUGGUUAAGGUAUCAAUUGGAUUGUUUCUGCUUCGUUUCGCGCCCCAGAAAGGAUACAAGAUCUUUAUAUGGGUGGUUAUCGUCCUCAUGACGCUAUAUACCGCGAUUUGCUUCUUGACCCUCAUGUUUGAAUGCAAGGACAUCCGGACAAAUUGGGACAAAAAUGUGGUCUCGGAGUGCUUCUCUUCUAGACAACUUCUGAUACUGAGCUAUACCAACACUGCGUUAAACAUCCUAACUGAUUUGAUCUUCGCCUUUUUGCCAAUAUUUAUGCUGCGUCAUCUUCAAGUCAACCGCCGAGUCAAGGCUUCUCUGGUUUGUAUUUUAGGUUUGGGAAUUUUUGCCUGCGCUGCCGCCUUCGUCAAGAUCUCCAUCUUACCCAACUACGGCCGUAACGGGGAUUUCCUCUGGGAUUAUACGAACCUCACAAUCUGGGUCGUUACUGAAUGCAAUACUGGCAUAAUGGCAGGCAGUCUCCCAACUCUAAAACCGCUCUUCAAACGGGUCCUCGGCACAUACGGUUCCCGAUCAAAAACAACACGCGAAUACCACGGCAGCAAGCAGUACAAGUUACGAUCGAUGUCGAGAUCCCGCGGCGAACAAUUACACUCCCAUGGCCACCUCACCGGCAAUCUCAGUGUCAUCGAACAUGAUGACGAUAUCAAAAUUCCUACAUCGAAUAUUCCCUCUGGUAAUACUUCAUUGACCCGCGAAGGGAGCAAUUCUAGCAAGGAGCGGAUUUUGGGAGAUGGGAUCGUUUGCACGACUGAGGUUAUGGUUUCGCAUUCGCAGAAAAAUUCGCCGACACUGCCGCCGGCUCCGAGUCCAACGAGGUUAGGGAGAAUGAAAUCACUUAAGGGAUUCCGGGUUGAGGCUGAUGAUCGGGUUUGA